This is a messenger RNA of Manis pentadactyla (Chinese pangolin), 6191 nucleotides long. It is a transcript of the gene KAZN, whose product is annotated as kazrin, periplakin interacting protein. The record is from RefSeq and is a predicted model, not a curated record. The transcript is spliced from 17 exons. Gene Ontology annotation, molecular function: protein binding. Bases 685 to 3276 code for a protein of 863 amino acids. NCBI's taxonomy places the organism in Eukaryota, Metazoa, Chordata, Mammalia, Pholidota, Manidae.
GCUGCAGUAGGCUGGAGCAGGGGCUCUUCAACCAUGUCCCAUUCCCCUCCCCAGAGGCCCGCGAGGAGGGGGACGCAGGGCGCGGAAGGCAUCCGGAGUGAAGGAUGAACCAGGGACGCCUCGGCGGGGAGCCGCAGAGUGUCGCCGCUGCACCUGGCCGCCGGACGCCGGCUCGGGAGCACCCAGGCGGUGGGGCCGCGGGCCUGCGGGCCGCUCCCGGGGGCCUGGGGCAGCCUCACCCCCGCCCUGCCCCCCGCGAGGCGGCGCAGGGAGCCUGGCAGCCUUUCCUGCAGCUGGCACUGGGUCGCGGCUGGGGCCUGAGCAGCGCAGCGGACUCCGUCCUUCCAGGUGCCCCCGGGAAGGCAGAGUGGGGGACCAAGGGCCAGUCACCCCUCCCAGACAAGAGGAAACAACUCCUGUUGGGUAGAACUUUGGUUUCCUUUAGCAAGAUCCGCCGAACCACACAGGGUUUCAUUUUUCACUUGAUGGGUGUUUGAAAAAAACUGCACCGACCUGGUGGGAAGAGGAAGAAACGCUAUAAACUUAGGGGGCGGGGACAUUUUCUUGGAAGUGACAAGGAGCCUCAGACCUACAGUUUCUGGACCAGCGACAUCGCCCUCCGCUUGGACACCGAAGGGUCUGGACGCUGCCCCCGGGACCAGCACCAAAGACCCCAGGAGGGCUAUGGAGUCCACGCUGGCGACACCCGGUUCUGCCCCGGGCCCAGUCACCUUCUCCCACGUCUUCGGACAGCAGUGCCAACUUAUGGAAGCCGCUGUGCAAUCAUUGCACACCCUAAAUGACCAGAUAUCCCAUUUUAUUGUCACCAAGUCUAAGGCACUGGAGGAGGACAAAGACCCCUUUCUGCCCGCUGAGAAGGAGACUUUGAAGAGUUCUAUGCUGUUGAUGAGGCACCUCUUAAUGGAUGCUCAGGCCAAAAUCCUGAGCAUGAUGGAAGACAAUAAGCAGCUCGCGCUCCGCAUCGAUGGGGCGGUCCAGUCGGCCAGCCAGGAGGUGACCAACCUGCGAGCCGAACUCACGGCCACCAACCGGAGACUGGCGGAACUGAGCGGCGGCGGCGGCCCCGGCCCGGGCCCGGGAGCGGCGGCCAGCGCCUCGGCGCCUGCAGACUCGGCGGCGGCGAACAUGGAGAACCAUCAGCACGGCGCGCAAGUGCUCCUGCGGGGAGAAGUGGCUCGGCUCCAAGAGGAAGUCCACCUCCUCCGGCAGAUGAAGGAGAUGCUGACGAAGGACCUGGAGGAGUCGCAGGGCGGCAAGUCCCCCGAGGUCCUCUCGGCCACGGAGCUCAGGGUCCAGCUGGCCCAGAAAGAGCAGGAGCUAGCCAGAGCCAGAGAAGCCUUGCAGGCCAUGAAGGCCGACCGGAAGCGCCUGAAGGGCGAGAAGACGGACCUGAUGAGCCAGAUGCAGCAGCUGUACGCCACGCUGGAGAGCCGCGAGGAGCAGCUCCGCGACUUCAUCCGCAACUAUGAGCAGCACCGCAAGGAGAGCGAGGACGCCGUCAAGGCCCUGGCCAAGGAGAAGGACCUGCUGGAGCGGGAGAAGUGGGAGCUGCGGCGCCAGGCCAAGGAGGCCACAGACCACGCGACCGCGCUGCGCUCGCAGCUGGACCUCAAGGACAACCGGAUGAAGGAGCUGGAGGCCGAGCUGGCCAUGGCCAAGCAGUCCUUAGCCACGCUGACCAAGGAUGUCCCCAAGAGGCACUCCCUUGCCAUGCCGGGCGAGACGAUGCUCAAUGGCAACCAGGAGUGGGUGGUGCAGGCGGACCUCCCACUGACGGCAGCCAUCCGACAGAGCCAGCAGACGCUCUACCACUCACACCCCCCUCACCCUGCAGACCGGCAAGCGGUCAGGGUGAGCCCCUGCCACUCCCGGCAGCCCUCCGUCAUCUCCGACGCAUCUGCUGCCGAAGGUGACCGGUCAUCCACGCCAAGCGACAUCAACUCCCCUCGACACCGGACACACUCCCUCUGCAACGGCGACAGUCCCGGCCCAGUUCAGAAGAACCUGCACAACCCCAUUGUACAGUCACUAGAGGAUCUUGAAGACCAAAAACGGAAAAAGAAGAAAGAGAAGAUGGGAUUCGGCUCCAUCUCCCGCGUCUUCGCCAGAGGGAAGCAGCGGAAGUCCCUCGACCCCGGCCUCUUUGAUGAUUCAGACAGCCAGUGCAGCCCCACGAGGCAGAGCCUGAGCCUGUCGGAGGGCGAGGAGCAGGUGGACCGGCUGCAGCAGGUGGAGCUGGUCAGGACCACCCCCAUGUCCCACUGGAAGGCUGGCACCGUCCAGGCCUGGCUGGAGGUAGUCAUGGCCAUGCCCAUGUACGUCAAGGCCUGUGCAGAAAAUGUGAAGAGUGGGAAGGUGCUACUGAGUUUGAGUGACGAGGACCUGGAGCUGGGCCUGGGCGUGUGCAGCUCCCUGCACCGGCGCAAGCUCCGGCUGGCCAUCGAGGACUACCGCGACGCCGAGGCCGGCAGGAGCCUGUCCAAAGCCGCUGACCUGGACCAUCACUGGGUGGCCAAGGCCUGGCUGAAUGACAUCGGCCUGUCCCAGUACUCCCAGGCCUUCCAAAACCACCUGGUCGAUGGGCGAAUGCUGAACUCCCUGAUGAAGCGGGACCUGGAGAAGCACCUGAAUGUGUCCAAGAAGUUCCACCAGGUCAGCAUCCUGCUGGGGAUCGAGCUCCUGUACCAAGUGAACUUCAGCAGGGAGGCCCUCCAGGAGCGCAGGGCGCGUUGCGAGACACAGAACACAGACCCUGUGGUCUGGACCAACCAGCGGGUGCUCAAGUGGGUGCGAGAGAUUGACCUGAAGGAGUACGCAGACAACCUGACCAAUAGUGGCAUCCAUGGAGCUGUCCUAGUGCUGGAACCCACGUUCAAUGCCGAGGCCAUGGCCACCGCCCUGGGCAUCCCCAGUGGGAAGCACAUCCUCCGGAGACACCUGGCAGAGGAGAUGAGCGCCAUCUUCCACCCGGCCACCUCCACAGGCAUCCGGGAGGCUGAGCGUUUUGGAACCCCCCCAGGGAGGGCCUCCAGCAUCACCCGGGCCGGGAAGGAGGAGAACAGUGCUGGUACCAAGUACAAGACUGGCCGGCUGCCCCUGGGGAAGAUAGGAAGGGGCUUCAGCAGCAAAGACCCUGAUUUCCAUGAUGACUAUGGCUCUCUUCAAAAUGAAGAUUGUGGAGACGAUGACCCCCAGGGCAGGCCAGAGCAGUGCCGCCUGGAAGGCUACAAUGGCCUGGAGGUCACCAAUGUGUAAGAGAUUGCUGCUUCUCCAGACCCAGUACAGACACUCACGGAGGAAGAACAGCCAGAUGCCAUCGCUGCUGUACAUAGCAACCUCAGGCUGAAGGUGCGCCUCUACUCUCGGGCAUAAUCCCAUCACAUUGCUGCAUUUUCAGAUGGGAGCAAAGGAACCAAGAGGCCCCAGCCUGCCUGUCUUUGGCAGCCCCUCUGCAGUACAGGCGCCGCCUCAAGUGACUGUCGGCUCCUGAGCAGUCCCAGAGGCUCCCAGAGCUUUGAGCUGAGCUGGCAAGGUGGAGGGAGGCCCACAGAUCCCCAAACAUGCUCCCAGGAAGGGCAGGUGGGCCUCUGGGCUGACACACAGAGACCAGGAUGACAGAACUAGAGGCACACAAAGCCUGAGGCCGACCCAGCCCCACUUGGACCUGCCAGCCAGCCUGGUGGACGUCUUCGGCCCAGCAUCCGUGCCCUCCCAUGACGGAGGUUCCAGCUUAGGGCACUGAUUGCUCUCUUGGGAGAAUGCAACAUGGGUAGGUCACUCCCGCCCACCCUAAAAGCCGUGUGUCACAUGAGGUGGAUGUGUGGAAGAGCUGUUUGCCCCCUCCUCCCAGGAGUGGCUACACAAGGUGGAGGCAGGUGAAUGAGGGGUGCAGGGGUGGGACUUAACAGCAACAUUUCCAGGAAAUGCAGACAUCCUGUCACCAGGAUAAAGGAUGUAUGACGACAGGAUCAGAGGUCUGUGACAGCAGGACCAAGGGUGAGUGGCUUUGGGAACGGGGAAGUGCUUGUCCUUGUUAACCCUAUGAGCCUUCAUUGUGAUGUCUCUGUCGCCUGAAACAUAGGCGUGCUCACAGUGCCCUAACUGAGGUGGCUCUUGCAAAGUCAUUAAGGGGGUGGAGAGCGUCCCAGACCUUGCCCUGACCCUGCCACUGUUUUGCUGUGUGGCUUCUUCCCAGUGGCCUCCUGUCUCUGUGCCUCAGUGUCAUCAUCUGCAAUACUUCCAGUUCCCUCCCGGGGACAUUGGGGGGAUUAACACUUGCUAAUGUCUGUAACACACUUUGCAACCUCCCAGGAGACAGGUGGGAAGUCAUGGUAUGGGGAGGAGGAUGUCUAAUUUCCUUGCAACACAGAACGGACAUUGAACUGGUGCUCUCUGGCUCUGUUUUGGAUGGAGCGAUGAGAAAAGGGGGUCAAAGAAUUGACCUCUCCCCACUAGAGAAAGAUGAAAUGCAUCGAAGCUCUGCUUGCACUUCGAUUAUCAAAGCGAAUGAUUCGUUGGAACCACCAUGCUCAAUUCCACUGAAGCCAUUUGCAUGGAGAGUCAAUGGGAGGUUUGAAUUUCUGAGACUCAAAGCAGCUGUCAACCUCUGCAAGCCGUCAAAGCACAUGCUCUUGAACCCGGUGAAUUGUUUCCCCUAAAGGGAAAAGCAUAAACUGAGGCCAGAUGAACUUGAGGAUUACUCUGCCCCAGAGAAAGACCAUUCUCUCCAACUUUGACAUAAGCACAGCCUUUCUUUCCAGCAGAGACCAACUGCCCAGCUGGUGGGCAGGUGUAUGGUCCCCCUUCAUCUGAAUGUUUGGCCUCCUGGGGACACAAGUCUGAUUCCAGGGCCUGAGGGGUGACGCUCUGGUACCUGAGUUGGCUUUGCUGAGGUUCAAAACCCCGUAUCUUUACGACAUUCAGCCACACACAGGGGCCUGAAGCUGUAGAGCCUACAGCCCAGGGAGGGGAAUAAAACCUCCCGGUAACCUGAUGCCUCAGGUCACUCCCUAGCAGCACCCAGACUGGGCAACCCAGGACCCCAGCGACUGCCUCUAGGCAAGCAGCGAACCAGGCAGGCUGCUAUUCCUGCAGGGUGAGUGGGAAUGUCAGGAGGGUGCCCGAACGCUGGCCUGAUCAUUUGAAACCAGUGUUCACCCGAGUUGUCAGAAAUGAAGCUUGCGUUGUUCCCUGAUUCUAUUCCAUUGAGGAUGCGAUGGGCAAGUGGGCAAUUGGGGGAUCACUGGCAUUGCCCGAAACAUUUGCAGCAUUAGGCCCACGGGGCUGGGGCAAUGUGGGCUUGGUCCUUAAAGGCUGACAUGGCAUCUGAACCUGGAAACAUAUGAAUGUGCUUUUUUUGAGAGGUGUUGUCACCUGUGCCCAUGGGUGCUGGCCCUUAGAAAGAGGUAGUUGGUACCAGAGUUUGGGAAGAACCAGGGUAGGCAGAGCCACCCCCAUAUUUCUCCUAGAAGCUGGGGGCCAGAACCACCAGAAGGCACCUUCCCGUGAGCUCUUAGCUUUCUGAUCCCAGACACCUCUGAAAGGCCCCUUUGCUGUCAGCUGAGCAGAAUGUUUCUCCCAGGAAUCCAUCUGUCAGCGUCACAGUCCUCAGACCCCAGGCUGCAGGAGGCAGGGGGAAGCCACAUGAAAACCUGGACCUGGUGAAGCCGAGGAGAAGGGGUCUGUACACAGCCCAGCCAGCACAGAGGGGCCUCAGAGCAGUGCCUCCAAAUCCCAAGCUAAUGAACAGGUUGGGUCUGGCAGAAUGGGAAGAUUUGACAAGAUGUGACUUCAGUGCUUACUGCGGGGGCACCCAGAUCCCUCUACUGCUCCAAACCCAGCUCCCCCCUUCCCCUGCCACACCACACGUUCUGCGCCCCAUCACUUCCAUGCUUCAACAGGCUCCUGGUAGUUGAGUGGUGAGGAAAAGGAACCCCAUGGGAAAUGGCAGCUUCUGAAGCUAACACUGCCCCCAGCGGCGGGCUGGCGAGGAGGAUUUCCUAAGCCCUAACACACAGGGGAGGUUGCGGCUGCAAAGCAAACGAGUUGUCCACGAGCAAAGAUGAUGUGGCUGACCUUUAGUGGCUGGUCACGGCCCCGAAUGUCUUCUCAAGAGUGAAUUUUAACACUGUAACAAUAAAUACUACUGCACAGUGCUGUAUUGAUCUGUA